UGUCUAUAUGCCUGUCUGAAGUUCUGCGCCUGCGUUCAAUCGCAACGUAACGCCCAUGCACGCACGUGUUGUGUUGCGAAAGGCGCUUGUAAAUACAUAACAUAACCUUCAAAGUUUGAAACGUUUCUUAAGAAGUAAGUGCUAAAAUUAAUUCUAAUGCUGAAUUGGUAUUACGACAAAACGGAGUUAAGAAACACUCCGUCUGCUAGCAACGACAUUACCUAUGAAACGGAACUUGAAUACAGGAGAGAAGGAAUUUGUCUGAUUAUGGAUGGAGGGAAGAAGUUAAAAUUAGGUUCAAAUACCAUUGCAACAAGCGCCAUAUAUUUUCACAGAUUCUACAUGUUUCAUUCUUUCGUGAAUUUCUCUCAAUAUACAAUUAGCUGUACGUGCCUUUUUCUUGCUAGUAAAAUAGACGAAACCCCAAGAAGAUUAAAAGAUGUAAUUAACAUCUAUCAUGGCAUGUUAAAUACUACUCAAUAUAUGAAAUUCGGAAGUGAUCCUGAGCAAAAGGUAAUUACAUUAGAAAGUAUUUUGUUAGAAACGCUGCAGUUUGAUUUUGAUGUUGACCACCCGUACGAUUUCUUACCACAAUUUUCUCAAUGCUUCAUUGCGCCUCAAGAGGAAAUAGAUGCGGUGGUCAAGGCAGCCCAAGAUUUUACUGACGACAGCCUUUAUACCACUAUCGCAUUGCAGUGGGAACCAGAAAUUGUGGCAGUUGCACUUCUGCAUUUAUCAGCGCAGCUUAGAGAAUUGGAUGUUGCGGAUUGGAAUGGUCGAUCUGCUCAACAUGAAAAUUGGUGGGAUUUGUUUGUAGAGGAUAUAAUGGUUGAAUUAUUAGACGAUAUUGCUCAUCAGGUUUUAGAUCUAUAUUCCUUGCCGAUUUCCGAACGUUUACAUCUUUCCAACGUGCCAUUUUCAAACGGAUCUCAUUUAGAGAAACUCGACACAACAGUGACCUAACCAUACAUUAGGACAGCCACAGAAGGCAAUUGAAUUGUCGAUUCAUCACAAUCGAGACCAAGCUAGAAUGAACUCUAACUGGAAUAUAACAUGUUUCUGAAUAUAUAUGGGACAAUACAGAAUUUGAAACCAACGGCAUAGCAGAGGAGCAGAGGAAAUUAUGUAUAGCUGCCCUCCUACUUAAAUUUCAACGAAACUUGGCAUAAAAUGGGAUUAUUUGUUUCGAUUGCUUGAAAUCAGGAAACAGGGAUGUAAACUUCAAAACUAUGGACAAACCCAUGGGAAGAACAAGGAAUUAUCCCAAAUGAUGUAGGAUUUUGCCUACCUAUCUCAUUCUACAGUUCCUAAACCAUAUGCUGCAUGUGUCCGCAUCCAAAGGUUGACCUUGGACAAAGAUUCUCUACACUAGAAGCCCAUCAAAGACAGUUCCAGUCUGUCAAUAAGGUCGAGAUCAAAUUACAGUUCAGUUAUUGAAGCCUUUCAUCCAGUUUCGAAAGCGUUUGUUAGAAGAGACGGCGGAGUCAGUUUGCCAGUUUCGAGGCCGAAUACGUUUAUGUGAUUGAGAAAAGUGUGUCAUAUGCUUGUCAAUUAGUAAAAAGGAAGCAGUAGGACCAAAUUUGUACGUGUGACGGUUCAUCGAGUGUUCGUGUUUUCAGUUAGUUUAAUUAGUGAUUUUGGAUGUACGAAUCUUAUUCGGAUAUUUUUGUCUCGAAAAAGAAAACUUAAAUACCUACGUGGAGUAAUCAUGUUAUGUCUCAUGUGUCUUUGGUUAUGAAGCCGGAAAUACUUUGCAAAUUUCAUGAGAAAUCACUAAACAACAUCAAGGUACAUAAUGGCAAAUAUUUGACCUUGUCUGUUUACAAUACAGUUAAAUUUUUAGGAAUGUCAAAAGAUAAAUCUGCAAUAAUAUAAGCGACUGCAGCCCACAAAGCAGUUCCUUUAUCUAACGGCUCUGGCUCUUCAACGUCCAUGGUGUCGGCAGCCGAAUGGUGAUACCAGAAAUACCGUUCAUUUGCAUUAUCCAGUGAAGCGCCAGGAACUCCUUGGUUAAGCCAUGGAGUUAAAUCGGGGCCUCCAUCUGCUGGAGUUAAAACUUUGGUCGUAUUCAGUUCACGCAACAAACUAAAACAUUAAAAAACUAUCAAAGCACAACAGGUGCAUUCAUUCUACUUAAGUAUCUCUUGUAUUAUACAUCCAACGAUGGGCAAUCCGCUGUACUUUAGCCCAAGAGGUGUAAAAGUUCCUAUAUCAGAUUCCAUUACAAAGUUUAAAUUUUUUGUCUCAUUGCUAUGUUCUUUAGCAUAAGCAAACGCACCAAUAUAACCUUCCUCUUCACCUGUCCAUAAAAUUGUGCUAAAAAUGUGCAACAGUUCAAACCAUGCUUGUUGGCAGAUGGCUGCACCUUACCGUAUUGUUCGUUUGGCUCUAAAUCCCAUCGCUUUUAAAAUUGCUAAAGCAGUCCAAGAGAUAAAUGCGCCACCUCCGUCAUCCAUAGCACCCUCGCCGACAUCCCAACUAUCGAUGUGUCCAGAAAUGACCACAACUUUAUCAGGAUGAGUUGUGCCCUUAAUUUCAGCUACUACAUUUCUAGAUAUUGCUGGUGGUAAAAAGUGUGCUUCCAUCUUCAGUUUAAUGUAGAUUGUCUUCCCCCGUUUAUACAUUCCAUGAAGCAUAUUUGCGUCCUCUCUUGUAAUGCAUGCCGUUGGUAUUUUGGUAAUAUUGUCAGCAUAAGCUUGCCAACCAGUAUGAGGUGUUGCCAAAGAGAAUGGCGUUAUGGAUUCAAUUAAGGUGGCAACUGCACCAUACUUUGCAGCCAUUGAUGCUCCAUCUCUCCUGUAAAUUACCGACUCGCCAUAUGACGUGUAUUUCUGAUUAUAGACAACAAUUUUUCCUUUUACCUAGAAGUAAGUUGUAAAGGUGUUUGUUUCAACAUGCACUUUUAAAUUCUUACUUUUGACGAUAUCUUUUUCAGCUCUUCAAAUGAUGAUACAACUACCGCUUUAGCCAAAAUACCUUCAGGUGGUGUACCUACACUGCUCCCUAAGCCCAACAUGGGGAGAUUCUUGACCCUUGGGUGCAGUAAUGUUGCUGAUUCUUCACCCCUUUACAAAAUAAAAGGUACCUAAUGUAGUUAGUUUUUUAUUUGAAAACUUGGAGUAUCAUUUGUGAUUCGGAGCAAUACUAUUUUUUAAACUUCUAGGUGAGCAAUAAAACCUUAAUGAAAAA
Photinus pyralis (common eastern firefly) is the source of this 3189-nucleotide messenger RNA. Its product is annotated as cyclin-K-like. Gene Ontology annotation, biological process: positive regulation of DNA-templated transcription, elongation; regulation of transcription by RNA polymerase II. The coding region runs from base 157 to 963 and encodes 268 amino acids. Gene Ontology annotation, cellular component: nucleus; cyclin/CDK positive transcription elongation factor complex. The transcript is spliced from 7 exons. Gene Ontology annotation, molecular function: cyclin-dependent protein serine/threonine kinase activator activity. Lineage: Eukaryota; Metazoa; Arthropoda; Insecta; Coleoptera; Lampyridae. The record is from RefSeq and is a predicted model, not a curated record.